AGGCAGAAGGAUGUAAGAAGCAAGAUUGACUAAUAAAUGAGCACAAUGCUGCAAGUGCUUCUCUCUGUGUUGUUUGCUGUUGGUUUGGUCCAUUUUGAUGCUGUUGGCAUGACAGAAAAGACACCAGUUGGACCAGGAUUUCUCAGAGAUGUUAACACCACUGACUCUGGUGUUCAAAAUGCCACCUUAAUUGCAAUCUAUGGUUACAACAACCAAUCAAAUGACAUCUUCCUGUUUAAAGUUCAGAAGAUACGUAAAGCACAAGUUCAGGUUGUUGCUGGUCUGAAAUAUUUUCUCUACGUUGAUAUCGGAAGAACAGUGUGUCGUAAAGGAAAACCAUAUAACCUCAAAUACUGUUCAUUUGAAACACAUCCACCGCUGAUUAAGAGACUGACGUGUCAUUUUGAACUCUGGGUUGUUUCUUGGAAACAUAUUUGGAAAGUGAUUGCAACAAGUUGCCAGUGAAUCCUACAGGACUGUAUUCCUUCCCUGCGCCAAUACUUGAAGCAUUUCCACAGAGUGGCAAAGUUUUUAUCCAAUUUCACCAAUUCUGCUUGCAGCCUGGAGUGUUGAAGAGAAGAUCCGGCAUCCUGUAUAAUUCAUGAAGAACUCUUCCUCAUCUAGAAGUGGCCAUAAUUUUACACUUUAAAGGAUACAGCUGGCGGUAUAGGAAACUAUACACUUUUUAUUUUCAAUGGUAUUCUUUGCCUUAAUGUUAUCAGCAAGCAUAUUUCAAAUGAGUUAAUGAUGAUAAAUAAAGAAUUGUAUUUUAUAGGUCUUUCUGCAAGCACAGAAUAUCCUGAAGAGAUUUACAAAAAGCACUUUUAAAAAGUGUAGCUCCUAUUGUAAUAUAGAAAUAUUGGCAACCAAUUUGUACAAUGUCUUAUAUCAACAAUGAAAUGAAAGUCAAAUCAGCUAUUGCCUAUUCUUCAAAAUAAUGAAGUGGAAUCUUUUGGAGAUGAGGUCCUGGCUUAGCCUCAUGUCUGGAAGACAGCACUGCCAACAGUGUAGUAUUUAGUCAGUACUAUACAGAAAUUGUCAACUUAGAUUAUGUUCUUUAAAAUCUCUGAAGUGAGAUUUGUACCCAAAGCCUUCUGACACUGAAACAGAAGUAUCAUCCAUUGAAUCACAAGAGCUGAUCAAUAAAAGACCAUCAAAUGUAUGUGUAACUGCUUGUGUCAGCUGAUAAUAACUGGAACACAACAAGAUUUCGGCUGAAAUUUAUCCCCCUAAAAUGCUGGAGAUGCACAAGUCAACCAAGAUCUUUAAGGGGACAAAAACAUUCCUGAGCAUGAGGCUACUUCCCAUUACCUAAAGUUGACUGGCGUGUGGAUCUAUUUUUGCUCUUUUCUACUUGAGUUUUCAAAGCUGGGUUGAAGUUACAAAGUUGUCAACCAUGACUCAGUGGUAGCACUCUCUUACCUCUGAAUUGGAAGACUGCUCGUUCGAGACUCAAUAGUUAUCAGAGGGAUAAUGCUUCAGAUAAAAGUUAAACUUAGGCUUGUCUGCCCUUUUCAAUGGAUGUAAAAGUGUCAGUAAUACUGUUUUGAAAUAGAGCUAACUCUAAAGUCUGAGCAUAUUUAUCUUUCAAUCAAUAUCACCACACUUCAAUGGCUGUGAAUCGCUUUAAGGUGUCCUGAGGUCUUGAAAUACACCCUGAAAAUGUAACUUCUUACUUCGUUAUGAAAGCUGGAAUUGAUUGUCCAUGUUGAAUGCUUCUCUCCUGAAGAGCUAAUAGCUUGGGCCUUUCAAGAACUUUUCUCAUUUUAUUCAAAGAACUGAGAUAUUGCUUCCUCUGAACAAAUGCUGGCAUAUUCAAUCUGUUGAUUGUGUAUUUUACUAUUAUAACUGAAUAGAUUUAAUUAAAGGCUGAUUGGCUGUAGUAUCAUUUGAAUAAAAUCAUUAAGCAGUAAAUCAAUUGUGUUGCUUAGGAGGAGAUUCUCUUUUCAGUGUUGCAUUCUUAAAUGAUUACGAUGCUGUACUUGCAAGGAAUGCAUCUUUGAAGAUCAUAGCACCCAGUCUUUCUUGAACUAUUUGGCACAAUGUUUUUGCUACAUCUUAUCUCAUACCCCUGUACCUUCCCCAUCUUUGCUAUACCUCAAAAUGAAAAAGUUUAAAAAAGUGACUAGAUCCUGGUGUGCAGGAGUCAGUUUAAAAGUUUCCGGAUCUUACAAAAAUAAGAAGCACUGAGAACAGUGAGGAGAUCAGUGUGGAACUCCAUAAGGACAGGAAAAGCUUGAUGCAGUGGGUGAAUAGGUGGCUCAUCAGGUUUAGAACAAAGAACAAAGAACAAAGAAAAUUACAGCACAGGAACAGGCCCUUCGGCCCUCCAAGCCUGCGCCGAUCCACAUCCUC
Molecule: messenger RNA, 2355 nt
Organism: Rhincodon typus (whale shark)
Lineage: Eukaryota; Metazoa; Chordata; Chondrichthyes; Orectolobiformes; Rhincodontidae
Product: cystatin-F-like
Exons: 4
Coding region: 37-465 (142 amino acids)
Biological process (GO): immune response; negative regulation of microglial cell activation; positive regulation of myelination
Cellular component (GO): Golgi apparatus; endoplasmic reticulum; late endosome
Molecular function (GO): cysteine-type endopeptidase inhibitor activity
Source: RefSeq, a predicted model, not a curated record